This is a messenger RNA of Dendrobium catenatum, 498 nucleotides long. RefSeq names its product ethylene-responsive transcription factor ERF098. Gene Ontology annotation, molecular function: DNA binding; DNA-binding transcription factor activity. Gene Ontology annotation, biological process: ethylene-activated signaling pathway; regulation of DNA-templated transcription. The transcript has a single exon. The record is from RefSeq and is a predicted model, not a curated record. Lineage: Eukaryota; Viridiplantae; Streptophyta; Magnoliopsida; Asparagales; Orchidaceae. The coding region runs from base 1 to 354 and encodes 117 amino acids.
AUGGAGAGAGACGAAAGCGCUGGCAAAGAAACCCGCUACCGCGGCGUCCGGCGGCGUCCGUGGGGGAAAUUCGCCGCCGAAAUACGCGACUCGUCUCGCCACGGCGCUCGAGUCUGGCUCGGAACUUUCAGUACUGCUGAAGAAGCUGCCCGCGCUUACGACCGAGCUGCUUACUCCAUGCGCGGGUCGCUCGCCGUGCUGAACUUCCCCGACGAACGGCAUUUGUAUGCGGCAGACGCCUCCGCCUCGUCGUCGAGAAAUGAGACGAAGAAGGAAGUGAUCGAGCUCGAGUGUUUGGACGAUAAGGUUUUGGAGGAUCUGCUUGAUUCGGGGGAGGAGGAGAAGAGUAAUUGAGCCAAAUCUGCUAUCGAUCUAUCUGUUUUGCUGAACAUUUAAACUGCAGUUAGUAAUUAAGAUCCUGAACUUCAGUAGCUAGCAAUUAAGAUUAAUGAUCAGAUGUAUUGUAUUAGGCUUAAGUUUUAAAGGAACUUUAUUAAG